AUGUCCAUCGCUGAGCUCGAGGAGCUGGGCAGGCAGUACUGCAAGCAGAAAAACUACCAAAAGGCCCUCGGCGCCUUCUCUGAAGCCUUCGACGCGACGGCUCCCCCAGACAUAACCUACCUCGACCUGCGCGCCGCCGUCUAUGAGAGGCUUGAAAACUUCCAAGCGGCCCUCAAAGAUGGCAAGCAGAUGAUUCGUUUUGCGCGCCAAGACGCCCGCGGCUACCUACGUACCGCCCGAGUCCUGCAGAAGAUGGAAGGAAAGGCGCAAACGGCCCUGGACAUUUACAAUCUCGGCCUGCGCUCCGUCAAGGCAGAGGACAAGGCCGGGAACUUGCGCCUGCUGCAAGCCUUGCGCGACAAGCUCACGCGCCAGCUCUCGCCGCCCAAGAGCAUCGAUCCUCUCACCGUGUUGCCGGCCGAGCUUGUCGACUUGAUCAUGGAAUACCUUAAUUUCCGCCAGCAGGUCAAUUGUCUCCGUGUUUCCAAACACUGGAAUGUCUUCUUAGACUCGCAGCCGAGGCUUUGGGCUGAGCUGGACUUGUCGUUGGCCCAAAGGCCUGUCCUUCCGGAGUUUGUUCGCAAGUGCAUGUACCGCUCCAAGAUGAAGAUACGCGUCGCUAGAAUAAACAGGCUGCGGGAC
This is a messenger RNA of Aplosporella prunicola CBS 121167, 642 nucleotides long. RefSeq lists its product as uncharacterized. The transcript is spliced from 2 exons. Gene Ontology annotation, molecular function: Hsp90 protein binding. NCBI's taxonomy places the organism in Eukaryota, Fungi, Ascomycota, Dothideomycetes, Botryosphaeriales, Aplosporellaceae. The record is from RefSeq and is a predicted model, not a curated record. The annotation marks the transcript as partial.